Molecule: messenger RNA, 6559 nt
Organism: Drosophila innubila
Lineage: Eukaryota; Metazoa; Arthropoda; Insecta; Diptera; Drosophilidae
Gene: Asx
Product: polycomb protein Asx
Exons: 13
Coding region: 598-6063 (1821 amino acids)
Biological process (GO): positive regulation of transcription by RNA polymerase II; animal organ morphogenesis
Cellular component (GO): PR-DUB complex
Molecular function (GO): chromatin binding; DNA binding
Source: RefSeq, a predicted model, not a curated record
UUUGCUGCGUAGCUACGGGCUGUGUGUGUAACAAAGACAGACGUUGGCGUACGGCCAAGGCAUAUGCAAGGGCUAACGUCAGAGAGAGUCAACUCCAUGCACCACAAGAAGCAGAAAAAGAAUCCAAAAUUUUUAGCUCUCUGCUUCUGCUUUUGUUUGUGUCUUUGCAACAUGCAUUCAAUAUUUUACUUUAGAUUAAGUGCAUGGAAACUAACAAUAAAUAUGUGCAAGUGCUGAAACAAUAUAAUCAAUGGCUUUAUUAUAACGCACUAGAUGAAAGCCAAAACAAACCACGCAAAAAGUUUUUUAUAUGUGCGUGCGUGCGCCUGCAACAAAUUCACGGCGUACACAAAUACAUACAUGAAUGUACAUAGCAUAUAUGGAAAAGGAAAGGCAAAGAGAAUCAACUGAAAAUAAGCGUGUGUAAUAAACGAACGAGAAAAGUGACUGGGAGUAAGGGUAACUGUAAGACACACGACUAUUAACUGUAACGUUUGUAAUAAGAGGGGAGCACAACGCUCAAAAAUUGGAUACCGCUCGGGCUCGGGCUGUGUUGCCCCCGCCCCAUUGAAAUGGCUAAAACUGCUGCUGGCCAGUAUGUUCGAAAGAAACCAGUUAACUGCCUCCGCACCAACGCCUGACAUGGACACAAUAAUAAUAACAACAAGAAACAUAGCUGAGAGUAGUUCAGCGCCGCAGCAGCAGCAUCCACAACAACAACAACAAAUGCCCAUGCAAGGCGCCAUCAUUCCACAACAACAACACAUUACACCUGUGAUUAUGGAAGCAACAGCGCAUGUGAAUCUCGUGGAUGAUGAUGAUGAAAAGGAUCCACUGGCGUUGGACGCCACAACGCAUCAGACGGUGGCACUAGAGGCGCCACAACAACAACAACAACCGGCAAACAACUCAACGUUAGUGUCACCCAACAAGCACACACAUAGUCUGAGGCGUCACUUGCCACGCAUCAUUGUGAAACCCAUACCACCUGAGAAAAAGUCAACGGCCAGCGAUGAUGCGUUGCAUAACACUGGAAUACCGUCGACACUAGCACCAGCGCCGCCUGUGCCACCCAUCGCCACCUCCUCCUCCUCCUCCACGUCGUCGACAGCUGCACCUCCAGUGCGUGGCAUCAGCAGUCGUCGCAUACAACAACAGCAGCAGGCCAAGGCAGCCGCAGCGGCGGCAGCUGCAGCAGCGGCGGCGGCAGCAGCAGCAGCUACAGCAGCCGCAUCUGCCACAUCCUCGCCGAGCUCUGCUAAGGGCGUAACACAAGCAUCCACGAUGCGUGAGGUGCUGGCCUCCAUACCGGGAUUCAGUAUGAAGCCUCGUCGUCGGAGCAACAAAAAACUGACAACUGCCGCGCAAAUCGAACAGUUUAAGGAUGGUAAAAUCGAUCUGGAAACACCAGACUCGAUAUUGGCAUCGACAAAUCUGCGGGCACUGCUCAACAAGCAAACAUUCUCAUUGUUGCCGCCACUGUAUCAGCAUAAUCUCAUUCAACUGUUGCCGAGCGUGGAUCGUGAGGCAAGUGAGAUGGUGCAGUCACUGGCGCUGCCGGAACAGCCAAGUACAAGCAGCGGCGGAUGUGGCAGCAACAACAACAGCAGCAAUAGCUCCCAUGAAGCCAUACGUCUAAGCGCCUCCUGCCUAAAUAAUGAAUUCUUUGCACGCGCCUGUCUGGAAUGGCGGGAGCGUCUGAGCGAAGGUGAAUUCACGCCAGAGAAUCAAAUCAAGCUGAAAACAGAAGCGGAGCGCGAAAAGAAUAAAGUUGAUCCCUGGAAGCUAAAGCAUUUUGAGCCAUAUUGGGGCGAGAAGAUUGCGAAGCGUGCACCGAAUCCAAACCCGCCAACCAGCAAGCUUAAGCUGGAGCCGACAAGGCAGCAGCAACAGCAGCCAAUACCACCAGCAACUCCACCAGCACCACCACCACCACCACAGCAACAGAAACAACAGAAGCAAGAACAACCACAACAACUACAACAAGCAACAUGUGAUAAUGAGACUGAACUGAAAUUUAAUAUUAGCACAAAGUGCGAAUCAACAACCACGACAACAGCAACAACCACAGCAGCAGCAACAACAACAGCAGCAAGCGUGAAUGCUUCAACAGUAGCAGCAACAAAAGCGACAACUAACAACGCAACAACUGAAACAUUAAGCAAUUGCAACAACAACAACAGCAAUGUGGUAACGGAACAACAACGGCGUAUUCUGAAGCGCCCUUCGAACAGCCCAUCGCGACGCAAACGCAGUGAUCUAACAACGACAACAUCAGUCAAUGUCAGUGAGCUGCCAACAACGUCGAAGGAAAGCAAGCAAAUCAAGCGCGACAUUAUUGAGAUUGUUCCUAAUGUGACAGCAAAUGUGGUUGAAAAUGCUGUAACAACGUUGAAUGCAACAAACAACCAGCAGCCACUUAUCAACAGUACCUGUGUUAAAACUAAUGAGGCAACUGAUGCAGAGACAUUCACUACAACAGCGACAACGACAACAUCAGCAAUAACAACAAAUGUUAUGCCUGCAGCAACAAUUGAAACUAUGCCCGAAGAUGGCAACAACUUUGCUGGAUAUUUGCAGGAUGUUGAACUAGUUGAAGAUACCAAAGCCACACCUAAUGAGGUGCCAACAACCACAUCGACAACUGCAGCAGCAACAGCAGCAAGAAACCAUGACUAUGUGUUUGCAGAUACAAUAGAUCACGCUUACUUCCAUGAUCACCAAGCAGUUAUCAGUCACAACUAUUAUUCUUCAUCAUCAUCGCCAAAUUCGACAGCAACAAUCAGCAAAGUGGAGGAUCAUUGUGAUAAGCAGCUGGAGGAGUCGCCAAUUACAUUGACAAUGAACAUGACAAUGGCCAGCAGCUCGUUGUCAACAACAACACCUUCGAGCUCGCUGGCAUCCAGCAGCUGUGCAUCAUCAUCGUUAUCAUCUUCCAUGUCAUCGUCCUGUUCCAGCAGCAACUCCUCCACAACAGCAGCGACAACAACAACUUCAGCAGCAGGAGUGGCCUCGGCAGCAACAUCACUAUCGCUGGCAACAGCAACAGAAACAACCCUUGCUGAUAUGCAUGCCAUGCUCAGCACAGUGGCAACACUUCAACAACAAGAUCAAGAACAAUCAACGCCCGCUGUGGAGUUGCCGGUGGAGUUGAACUCCAAUGAAAUGUUUCAGCAUGUGCAGCACGAUUGGAAUUUUGGUGGCAUCAAGUUGCUGACGGCAACGACAUCGAAUAAUGCAACAGCAACAGUCGAACAAUUGCAGGCGGCGGAGCAGCAUUUGAAUCAUGAGGCUAUCCAUUUGAUGGACGUGGUGCAAGAUGCAGAGGAGGUCAUUGAUGACAUGGUCGAGUGCCACAAUUUGCUAGACAACGAUGUUGCCGAGACGGUCGCCGAUGAGAUAGAUGAAGAUGACGAUAUUGUUGAUGACGAUGACGAUGUUGUUGAGUGCAUUGAUGCGGAGCAACAGGAUCAGGAUGAAGUAAUGAGUGCAAUCGUCGAUCAUGUUAUGGAUGACAGCGAUGGUGAUGCUGUGCGCGAUAUUGUGGAUAAGCUGCAGCAGCAUCAUCAACAGCAGCAGCAGCAACAACAACAACAGCAACAAUUGCAGGCUCAACUGCAGGAUGUGGUGCAACUAGCUCAGCAUUCCUUUAUGCCCCAAGCACACAAUGCCGACUAUUCCAAUGAGAUAACACACGAGUUACUUUGCGAUGCAGUGCCAAUGUCUGCUGCUGAAAUGGAGGUGUCUAGCACGGUUAUAACUAACAGCAGCAACAGCAACGACAGCAGCAACAAUUUGAGCUUAUGCAGCAGCAGUAGCAGCAAUAUCGCAAUCAAUCAGCUGCCGCAGCAACCCACAGCAGCUGCUGCUCCACCGACUGUACCACCGCAGCAACAACAGCGUCAAAUUCUGGUCGAUUCGAAUGGUCAGAUUAUUGGAAAUUUUCUAUUGCAACAACAGCAGCAGCAGCAACAACAGCGCCAACAGCAGCAACUGCAACAGCAGCAACUAUUGCAGCAGUUCACUUUGCAAGCGGCCGCACAGCAGCAGCAACAACAGCAGCAGCAGCAGGUACAACAGCAACAACAGCCAACCAGCAGCAAUGCGUUACAAAAAACACAUCAAGCAUUACCUGUGACGUUGCGCAAACCGUUUGAGAUUAACAGCAAUGGAGCACAGCAGUUUUUGGCACCAAAUCUAAUGGCACAGCAGCAACUAGAACAGCAGCAGCAACAGGCGCAGCAAAAGCAACAACAAUUGCAUCAGUUUGCAUUACAACAGGCGCAGUUGCAUCAGCGACAGCUGCUGGCACAGGCAGCCAACAACAAUCUACUGCAACAACAACAGCAACUGCAGCAGCAGCAACAACAACAGCAAGUCUACCCGCAACAGCAGCAACAAAGCGUUGUGCCACCCAAGUUCAUUGCAAAACCGUUGAAUAUAAUAUCAAUGACACGACCUGCAAAUGCCUCGCCGAACAUAGCAGCAACACCAACAGCUAUUGCAACAACAGCAGCAGCAGCAGUUGCAACAGCAGCGGCAAAUAAUCCACAGAUUCCGUCCACCUAUGCCAAUGUUGUUGCCGCAGUACAACAGCACCAGCAACAACAGCAGCAGCCAGUAGUAGCGCAACAACAGCAACUCAAUCACACCAGCAACUUGCAGCCGCAACAAUCUCUUCAGCUACCAGUUGCAACAGUUAACAAUGUGCUGACCAUGAAAACACUGCCUCCAUCAGGUGUGCCCACGACAAUUGCCCAGCAGCGAUUGCAGCCAAAGAUGCCCACGGGGAAGGGCCGCAAGGCGACCACCAAUCGAUUGCCACCGGGUGCUGUUAAUCUGGAGCGAAGCUAUCAGAUUUGCCAGGCUGUCAUACAGAAUAGUCCAAAUCGGGAGAACCUCAAGGCGCAACUGCGUCCGCCGGCGGCCAUACUCAGUCAGCAGCAUCAGACAACGACAACAACUGUUAGCAGUAGCAGCAGCAAUGCAACAUUGAAUGUAUCCACAGUGGCUGCCACACCGAUGAGCAAUCUGAGCACAGUUAACAGCAAUGUCACAGCAACAACUGCUGCUGCUGCUCCGCCGCAGAAUCUGAUCAAACAAGACGAACUGUUGGUCAGUGGUGCGGCAACUGUUGCCACGUCUCAAGCACUACCCGCCGGCUUGCCACCCAAUGUUAUGGGUGUGGGCAGACCAGGUGUCUAUAAGGUAAUUGGGCCACGUAUGGGAGGCUUUCCACGGAAGAAGUAUGUGCAAAGGAAACCUUCGCCCACAACAGUAAUACGACAUAUGUUGACAGCGGCGCCUGCUGCGCCCAGUGGCACCACACAGCAGCUGCAGGUGGGACAGCAGACGCAGCCAACAACACAAGAGCAGCUGCUGCAUCAGAAUGGAACUGGACAAUAUGUGUUGGUGCAUCGCGCCAAUGUUGGUGCCGCUGACAAUCAGGCGCCACGUGCCUCUAGUGCACCACCAUUGCAUCAGAAUCAGUUUGUUACCGUACAGAAUCCGUUGCACAAUCUUAAUGGCAUAACAAUGGGCGGACGCGGGCGUCCAGCAUCUGUUGACAAUAACACAGCUGGCAAUGGUGCGCCAGUGAUUGCCAACAAUGACGUACUGCAUCAUCACGAGCUGCAUUCACAGCAACAUCCACAGCAUCAACAGCAGCUGAGCAAUGUCAGCACGGCCGCGAAUAUUGUGCGGCGCAAUAUCGCUGCAGGUACCAACAUUACCUACAUUGACGGCAGCAACAACAGCAACUCGACGCCGACGGCGACUCUAAUGGAAGCUGGCAACAACUUUAUUGUGACAACCACAACAACAGCUGCUGGUGGCGGGUCCGCAAAUCAGGUGCAAACACAGCAGACAACACAACAGCAACAACAUCCUCUCUUGCAAUUGCAACAAAGCGGAGAGAACACGCCACCUUGCAACGAGGCAACAACGAACAACAGCUGCGCCUGUGCUCUGAAUGCGAUGGUCAUCUGCCAGCAAUGUGGUGCCUUCUGCCACGAUGACUGCAUCAGUGCGGCGAAGCUGUGUGUCGCCUGUGUGAUCAGAUGAAAGCUACGCCUGCAGAUGCAACUUGACAACGUAUUAUAGUAAUAUAUAGAGAUAAUAACCAUAUUUAGAUGCAAUGGCUAUAUAAUUAUGUAAUGUAUUGUGUAUUGUGAGUGUGAGAGAGGGCAGACAUUUGACUCACCAGCAAAUCAUCUUUUUUACUCGACAGAUUUGUAAGCUAUAGACUAUAAACAAAAGCAUAACAACAAACACAACUCGAAGUGCAGAGAUGGCUUGUGCGCACACAUACAGACACACAAUCACAUAUACAUACCCAUGUAAAUUAAGGCAUGUUGCAACUCUCUAAAACUUUUGUAUAAAGAAUAAAUAACAAAGGAACUACAAACUUAUAUAUAUAGAUCUAUAUAAGACGAAUUCUAAGCAAGUGUUGUGUACUUUGUGCUUUUUGCAUAUCCUUAAAAUACGCGUUGUUUUAGUGGUUGUUUUUAAAGGAUAUUGCAGGAGCACAGGCUAAUUGAAAAUGAACAGAAGUUAAAAA